UCGGGGCAGGCCGCGGCGCCCGCCGCCGCGCCGGGACCCGCCCCCUGUCAACAAAACUUCGCGGGACCCCCGGGCGCGACACGGACCCCGGCCUCCGGCGCUGUCCAGCCCAAUCCGCGGCUCCUCCCAGGCGGAGGCCCUGGGCUCGGCCUCUCCACCAUGUGGCACGAGGCUCGAAAGCAUGAGCGGAAGCUUCGAGGCAUGAUGGUGGACUACAAGAAGCGGGCGGAGCGGCGGCGGGAGUACUAUGAGAAGAUCAAGAAGGACCCGGCGCAGUUUCUGCAGGUGCAUGGGCGCGCAUGCAAGGUCCACUUGGAUUCCGCCGUCGCGCUGGCUGCAGAGAGCCCCGUGAACAUGAUGCCCUGGCAGGGGGACACCAACAAUAUGAUCGACCGCUUUGAUGUCCGCGCCCACCUGGACCACAUCCCCGACUACACUCCGCCGCUGCUCACCACCGUCUCUCCAGAGCAGGAGUCGGACGAGCGGAAGUGCAACUAUGAGCGUUACCGGGGCUUGGUGCAGAACGACUUCGCUGGGAUCUCUGAAGAGCAGUGCUUGUACCAGAUCUACAUCGAUGAACUCUACGGGGGUCUCCAACGGCCCAGUGAGGAGGAAAAGAAGAAGCUGGCGGAGAAGAAGGCGUCCAUCGGCUACACCUACGAGGACAGCACCGUGGCCGAGGUGGAGAAGGCAGCCGAGAAGCCGGAGGAGGAGGAGUCGCCGGCUGAGGAGGAGAGCAACUCGGACGAAGAUGAGGUCAUCCCCGACAUCGACGUGGAGGUGGAUGUGGACGAGUUGAACCAGGAGCAGGUGGCUGAUCUCAACAAGCAGGCCACCACCUAUGGCAUGGCCGAUGGCGACUUUGUCAGGAUGCUCCGGAAAGACAAGGAGGAGGCCGAAGCCAUCAAGCACGCAAAGGCCCUGGAGGAGGAAAAGGCCAUGUACUCGGGCCGUCGCUCCCGGCGCCAGCGGAGGGAGUUUCGUGAGAAGAGGCUUCGUGGACGCAAGAUCAGCCCCCCCAGCUAUGCCCGCCGAGACAGCCCCACCUACGACCCGUACAAGAGCAGGUCACCCUCCGAGUCCAGCUCUGAGUCCCGCUCGCGUUCGCGCUCCCCUACCCCGGGCCGCGAGGAGAAGAUCACCUUCAUCACCAGUUUUGGGGGCAGCGACGAGGAGGCUGCCGCUGCCGCUGCUGCCGCUGCCGCGUCAGGGGCCACCGCAGGGAAGGCCCCUGCACCCCCCCAGCCCGGCGGGCCCGCACUGGGACGUAAUGCCAGCGCCCGCCGCCGCUCCUCCUCCUCUUCCUCGUCCUCCUCCUCUGCCUCGAGGACCUCCAGCUCCCGCUCCAGCUCCCGUUCCAGUUCCCGCUCCCGCCGUGGCGGGGCGUACUACCGCACAGGCCGCCACGGCCGCUCCCGUUCCCGCUCCUGGUCACGCUCGCGCUCGCGCUCCCGCCGCUACUCGCGCUCCCGCAGUCGUGGACGGCGGCCCUCGGGGUGCGGGUCUCGGGAUGGCCACCGCUACUCCCGCUCCCCAGCCCGGCGCGGGGCUCACGGACCCCGCCGCAGGAGCAGGAGCCGCUCUCGCUCAGGGGACCGGUACCGGCGGGGUGGCCGCUGUCCCCGGCCCCACAGCAGCAGCCGGAGCCGGAGCAGCUGGUCCCUGAGCCCGUCCCGAAGCCGCAGCCUGUCCCGCAGCCGCAGCCCCAGCCAGAGCCGCAGCCCCUCCCGAAGCCGCAGCCCCUCCCGCAGCCCCACCUGCAGCCCCUCGCCGUCGCCCCCGAGGGAGAAGCUGGCCAGGCCGGCAGCGUCCCCCGCCGUGGGCGAGAAGCUGAAAAAGAACGACCCUGCCGCUGGUAAAGAGACAGGAGCUGCCAAACCCAAGCUGACGCCCCAGGAGAAGCUGAAGCUGAGGAUGCAGAAAGCCCUCAACAGACAGUUCAAGGCGGAUAAGAAGGCGGCUCAGGAGAAGAUGAUUCAGCAGGAGCACGAGCGCCAGGAGCGGGAGGACGAGCUCCGAGCCAUGGCCCGCAAGAUCCGGAUGAAGGAGCGGGAGCGCCGUGAGAAGGAGCGAGAAGAGUGGGAGCGCCAGUACAGCCGCCAGAGCCGCUCGCCCUCCCCCCGCUACAGUCGGGAGUACAGCUCUUCCCGAAGGCGCUCGAGGUCCCGGUCCCGCAGCCCCCAUUACCGACACUGAACAGAAGAGGGGGGCCGAGGGGGACGGGGUGCAGGGCCAAGGGCCGAGGCUGUGAGGCUGCUGGGGUUCCCAGUGAAAUAAAGACUAUUUAA
This is a messenger RNA of Sorex araneus (European shrew), 2288 nucleotides long. RefSeq names its product CLK4 associating serine/arginine rich protein (gene CLASRP). The record is from RefSeq and is a predicted model, not a curated record. The transcript has 21 exons. Lineage: Eukaryota; Metazoa; Chordata; Mammalia; Eulipotyphla; Soricidae. Bases 160 to 2196 code for a protein of 678 amino acids.